CCCAUCUCCCCUGCUCUGUAAACAAACACCGUUUGUCCUUUCUCUGCUGCAGCGCGUUGCAGCCUCUCUCUCUCUCUCUCCCUCUCCCUCUCUCGCUCUCUCUCUCUCCAUGUCCAUGGAGGCUCUCCGUCUCAAUCUUUCUCAUUUCUUACCCCUGCGCCCCGAACUCUCAAAGCAUUCCAAUGAGGCUUCCAAAAGGAAGAAAAGGAGCAGCUUCUGCACGCCACUCGUCGUCACUGCCACAUUUUCGAAAUCAGCGGCCGAGACCUCCCAUAAACCCUCCGCCGCCACUCCCGUGAAGUUCCUCUCCCCCGCGCCUCCCCUUCUCAGGGCCUCCGCCGAUUCCCUACAGUACCCCUCUGGUUGCCUCGGUGGCAUAACGGACCGUAUUGUGGCCGACGGGUUGCUCACCGCCAUGGGCUGCCUGACCAACAUUCUCUCCUCCAAGGUCUGCGACGUGGCGAUUGAGUCGCCCUUGCAGUUGGCGACGAAGCUCUCCGAGCGGUUGCAAGCUCAAGUCUGGCUCAAAAGAGAGGAUUUACAGCCUGUUUUCUCAUUCAAAUUUAGAGGAGCAUAUAAUAUGAUGGCAAAGCUUCCUAGAGAACAGUUGGAAAGGGGGGUUAUAUGCUCAUCAGCCGGAAAUCAUGCCCAAGGGGUAGCUUUAUCUGCACAGAGACUUGGUUGUGCUGCUGUUAUUGCCAUGCCUGUUACCACACCAGAAAUUAAGUGGAUGUUAGUUGAGAGGUUGGGUGCCACUGUUGUUCUUGUGGGUGAUUCUUAUGAUGAAGCACAAGCAUAUGCUAAGAAACGAGCUGAAGAAGAAGGUCGUACAUUCAUUCCCCCCUUUGAUCAUCCAGAUGUCAUCACGGGGCAAGGAACAAUUGGGAUGGAGAUUGUGCGACAGAUGCAAGGCCCGUUGCAUGCAAUUUUUGUUCCUGUGGGUGGUGGUGGAUUAAUUGCUGGUAUUGCUGCUUAUCUAAAGAGGGUUUCUCCAGAGGAUUUGGUCGUGGCUGCCUCUUGAAAUUCUGGAACACGGUUGUGUGCUCGUGUGCUGCUGCUAUUUUGCUGUGUUGCUGGGUUGCUCAGCCAUCUCUCUUUGGUUCUCCUUGCCUUCCUUGCUAUGUGACUGGGCAGUAUAUUUUGUGCUUCAUCUUUUGUAUUGAGUGUAUUGUUAUGGCUUCAACAAUAAAGAUUCAGCUAAUAGUGUUGAUAUGUAGAUUGCAGCCCUAAAAGUGGCUGGCUCUGCUAAAUGCUAAUUAUCUUUCAUGAUCAGAGGCUAUGUGGCUGUAUAUCAAUGCAAGAGACAAGAUUAAGCUCCAUCUCAAUGAAUGGAGUAAACGGAUAUUGUUCAUGUGUGGUUGUGGAAUAGUAUGAAACCAAGGAAAGUUGCAGCUA
Molecule: messenger RNA, 1395 nt
Organism: Malania oleifera
Lineage: Eukaryota; Viridiplantae; Streptophyta; Magnoliopsida; Santalales; Ximeniaceae
Product: threonine dehydratase 1 biosynthetic, chloroplastic-like
Exons: 4
Coding region: 110-1021 (303 amino acids)
Biological process (GO): L-threonine catabolic process
Molecular function (GO): threonine deaminase activity; pyridoxal phosphate binding
Source: RefSeq, a predicted model, not a curated record